GGCCACUUCAUUUAUUCUCUAAUAUCACAAGAGAACGUUACCAGACAGAAGAGACAGAAAAAACACUCUCAAUCAUUCACAACCCCUCACACAAAAUGCCAUCCUUCACCGAAACCCCCUCAACCACAGCCAAUGCGGCCCCAAACACCACUUCGGCCGACACCUCAAAUCAAUCUACAGAGACAGUACAGAAGACCGAGGCUCAACUAGAGGCCGACAGACUGUACGAGGAAAGAAUUGAGGAGGAGUAUGCUAAGAGAGAAGGUGGUGCUUAGGAUGAAUAGCAAGACAUUGACAUGGAGAGACUUCUCUGCCACGUUUCUCUGGUGGCAAAUCAGGAAUGAAGUGGCACCUGGGAACUAUCGACA
Molecule: messenger RNA, 368 nt
Organism: Botrytis cinerea B05.10
Lineage: Eukaryota; Fungi; Ascomycota; Leotiomycetes; Helotiales; Sclerotiniaceae
Exons: 1
Coding region: 96-275 (59 amino acids)
Source: RefSeq, a predicted model, not a curated record